Molecule: messenger RNA, 1281 nt
Organism: Enhydra lutris kenyoni (northern sea otter)
Lineage: Eukaryota; Metazoa; Chordata; Mammalia; Carnivora; Mustelidae
Product: protocadherin beta-17-like
Exons: 1
Biological process (GO): homophilic cell-cell adhesion
Cellular component (GO): plasma membrane
Molecular function (GO): calcium ion binding
Source: RefSeq, a predicted model, not a curated record
AUGGAGUCACCGCUACCCAAAGCGCCACAGAAAAGGCAAGUGACCGCCAUUAUUAUCCUAAUACUGUUAAUACUGUGGGAAGUGGGGAGUACGACCAUUAAGUAUUCGGUUCUAGAGGAGAGGGAAAGCGGCUCCUUUGUGACCAACCUCGCAAAAGAUCUGGGGCUUGGGUUAGGGGAGCUGGCCGUGCGGGGUGCUCGAAUUCUUUCCAAAGGGAAUCAACAGUAUUUGCAGCUGGAGCAGAAGAGUGGGAAUUUGCUGUUAAAAGAAAAAUUGGACCGGGAAGAGUUGUGCGGUGACACAGAUCCAUGUGUACUGCAUUUCCAGGUGUUACUAAAAAGCCCAGUGCAGUUUAUUCAAGGUGAACUACAGCUACAAGAUGUAAAUGACCAUGCUCCAGAAUUCCUGGAAAAUGAAAUCCUCCUGAAAAUCUCAGAAAGCAGUCAUCCAGGGACUGCAUUUCCUUUGAAAAUAGCUCAAGAUUUAGACGUGGGCAGUAACACAGUUCAGAACUACACCAUUAGCACCAACUCCCAUUUUCACCUUUUCACUCGAAAUCACAGCGAUGGCAGGAGAUACCCUGAGCUGGUGCUGGACAAAGCGCUGGACCGGGAGGAGCAGUCAGAGCUCAGGUUAACGCUCACGGCCCUGGAUGGUGGGUCACCGCCUAGGACUGGGACUUCUCAGGUUCUCAUCUUAAUCUUGGACAUAAAUGAUAAUGCUCCUGAAUUUGCCCAGCUGCUCUAUGAGGUGCAAAUGCCAGAAAACAGCCCUAUAGGCUCCCUUGUCAUCACUGUGACUGCUAGAGAUUUAGAUGCUGGGACCCACGGAGAACUCUCCUACUCAUUUUUCCAAUCCUCAAAUCAAGUGAUUCAGGCCUUUGAAAUAAACUCAGUCACAGGGGAAAUUCGAUUAAAAAAAAUGUUGGAUUUUGAAGAAAUUCAAUCUUAUCGUAUGGAAAUUGAGGCCUCAGAUGGCGGGGGACUAUCAGGAAAAUGCUCUAUAGCCGUAGAAGUGAUGGAUGUAAACGACAACACUCCGGAACUGACUAUGUCAGUAUUCACCAGUGAUAUCCCGGAAAACACCCCUGACACGGUGGUGGCAAUUUUUGGAAUUUCAGAUCCAGACUCCGGGGAAAAUGGCAAAACGAAGUGUUCCAUCCAAGACCAUCUCCCCUUCCUUCUGAAACUUACUGUAGAAAAUUUCUACACCUUAGUAACUGAAGGAGCGCUGGACAGAGAGAGCCAGGCCGAGUACAACAUCACCAUCACCGUCACCGAC